UCAAUAUUGAUAUUGAUGAUAUCUCAUUAUACUCUAAUCUAUUUAUAAUCGAACCUACCUGAAUCCUACUCUUAAUCCGAAGUUAUUUGUCAUCUUUUUCAGGGUUUCUUUUCUUGUGGUUCUCAACUGAGGGAGGGAAGUAAAGUAAGAACACGGCGGUAUUGAUGAUGGAGCCCACGUGCUCCUGUGGUGCCGAUUUUGGCUUUGCUUUCAAUCACAACAAUUUCUCCGACGCUGUUCUCCGGAUCGAGAUCAUGACGGACCCGGUUGAUAGCGCCACUGCCAUCGCUGAUUGCCUUUGCCAAGGCAAGAGGAAACGCGAUGAAGAAUUAUUCCCUUCUGGUACUAUUGUCAGGGUUGAAACACUGCAUAUCAGUUCUACUAUCCUGGCCGAUAAAAGUCCCUUUUUCUUCAAGCUUUUCUGGAUGAAGGAGUUAAAUCAGACCCUCAAGAUUAAUGCAUCUGAAGAAGCUGCUUUCAUGGAGCUACUCAAUUUCAUGUACUGUAAUACAUUGAUUGUUACUGCAGCACCUGCUUUGUUGGAUGUGCUUGUAACUGCUGAUAAAUUUGAAGUCUCUUCAUGCAUGAGAUACUGUACCCAGUUAUUGCUAAAUUUCCCCAUGACACCUGAAUCUGCGUUACGUUACCUGGAACUUCCUGAUACUGUUUUAAUGGCUGAUGCAAUACAACCAUUGGUUGAUGCUGCAAAGCAGUAUGUUGUAGGCAGAUAUAAGAAUAUAACCAAGUUCCAGGAAGAGGUUAUGGCCUUGCCUCUUUCUGGAAUAGAGGCAAUAUUGGCUAGCGAUGAUCUCCAGGUUCCAUCAGAAGAUGCUGUAUAUGACUUUGUUUUAAAGUGGGCUAGAAAACACUACAACAAACAGACAGAAAGGCGAGGAGUUUUGAGUACACGCCUUGUGUGUUUAAUUCGCUUCCCUUAUAUGACAUGUAGAAAGCUUAGGGAGGUUUUAUCAUGUAUUGACUUUAGACAUAAAGAUGUAUUUGAGCUUGUUCGUGAAGCCCUAAUUUUCAAGGCGGAGGCUCCACAUGGUCAAUGGUUACUAGCAGCAAAAGAGCCUGUUUCUUUGAAACAUCGUUUCGUGCAGAGGGCAUAUAAGUAUCACUCCGUUAAGGUGGUAAAAUUUGAACUUCCACAACAGCGGUGUGUGGUGUAUUUGGAUCUGAAGCGGGAGGAGUGUGCCAGUUUGUUCCCAUCUGGGCGGUUGUCAUCUCAAGCAUUCCAUUUGGGUGGACAAUGGUAUUUUCUAUCAGCACAAUGCAACCUGGACCAACAUGACUCUUUCCAUUGCUUUGAGCUGUUUGUAGCAAUGAAGAGAAAUGGCCCGGGAGGCUUUGCUCUGGUGGAAUGUGAAUUUGCAGUAAGGUGUAAGCCAACAGAGGAGUUUGUUGUUAGCAAGAAAAUGGCCAAAAAGAAAUUCACUGGGGGAGAUAUGUUUGGCCGUAGAAACUUGUUUGCAACUCCAUGGACUUCAUUCAUAGCUGAUGAUAGUCCUUUCUUCAUCAACGGUGUUCUCCACCUCAAAGCUGAGCUCACCAUCAGACAUUAAUCCCUUACUUUUGAUUCUAGUUGGUAGCUAGCCUCGACUUUUAGAGGAUGAUUUCUCUUUAUAUAUUUGACUGCCAUGCAUUUCUGUAAAUAUGAUAUUAUUACUCUUGAAAGUAUGGACUAGCUAUUAGAACUUGGCAAAUAAGAGAAUAGUUUUAAAACCAAAAAAGAACUUCAAGUAAAAGGCCGGUAGUUUUCUUGUUUAUGUCUAUAGAAGAUCAAGUAAAAAAGUGAGUGCAAACUGCAAAGUCUUUAUUAAAUUAGUUCACACUUCACAGGAUGUGGCUGUUUAACACUUACACAGUCUUUAAAAGUUUCAUAUUUAUGCUGUUUAGGAUGAUCGUUU
Molecule: messenger RNA, 1910 nt
Organism: Lotus japonicus
Lineage: Eukaryota; Viridiplantae; Streptophyta; Magnoliopsida; Fabales; Fabaceae
Product: BTB/POZ domain-containing protein POB1-like
Exons: 1
Coding region: 165-1565 (466 amino acids)
Biological process (GO): response to red light
Cellular component (GO): nucleus
Molecular function (GO): protein binding
Source: RefSeq, a predicted model, not a curated record